CCAAUACUCUCGAGCGGGAAGGGGCGAACUUCGGGUUGAGGCAUAGUUGUGCGAGAGCUCCUUUCUUGAUUUUUUUUUCCGGAAGAGUACUGCCGGCGUUUUGGGUUCAGCGCCUCGAGACAAAAUGCUGAAGUCCAAAACUUUCUUAAAAAAGACGCGGGCAGGCGGCGUGAUGAAGAUUGUGCGUGAGCACUACCUGCGGGACGAUAUCGGAUGUGGUACGACCGGGUGCGCAGCGUGCGGCGGGGCGCACGAGGGGCCAGCCCUCGAGCCGCAGCCCCAAGACCCGGCGAGCAGCCUCUGCCCCCAGCCGCACUACUUGCUGCCUGACACCAACGUGCUGCUUCACCAGAUCGAUGUUCUUGAGGAUCCUGCCAUCAGGAAUGUAAUUGUGUUACAAACAGUUCUCCAAGAAGUGAGAAGUAGGAGUGCCCCGGUUUAUAAACGAAUCCGAGAUGUGACUAAUAAUCAUGAGAAGCAUUUCUAUACAUUCACUAAUGAGCACCAUAGAGAAACCUAUGUAGAACAAGAACAGGGAGAAAAUGCUAAUGACAGAAAUGAUAGAGCUAUUCGAGUGGCAGCGAAAUGGUACAAUGAACAUUUGAAGAAAAUGUCAGCAGAGAAUCAGCUGCAAGUUAUCUUCAUAACAAAUGACAGGAAGAACAAAGAGAAAGCUGUAGAAGAAGGGAUACCAGCUUUCACAUGUGAAGAAUACGUAAAGAGCCUAACUGCUAACCCUGAACUCAUAGAUCGUCUUGCUUGUUUGUCUGAAGAAGGGAAUGAAAUAGAAAGUGGAAAAGUAAUAUUUUCAGAACAUCUUCCCUUAAGUAAGCUACAGCAAGGCAUAAAAUCUGGUACCUACCUUCAAGGAACAUUCAGAGCUAGUAGGGAAAAUUACUUAGAAGCUACAGUAUGGGUGCAUGGAGAUGCGGAAGAAGACAAAGAGAUAAUCUUACAAGGACUUGGAAAUUUAAACCGAGCUAUCCAUGAAGAUAUUGUGGCUGUGGAGCUUCUCCCCAGGAGUCAGUGGGUGGCCCCGUCUUCUGUGGUUUUACACGAUGAAGGUCAGAAUGAAGAUAACAUGGAGAGAGAAGAGGAGAGAGAAAGCAUUCUUAAGACUGCUGUAAAUGAAAAAAUGUUAAAGCCUACAGGUAGAGUUGUUGGAAUAAUAAGAAGGAAUUGGAGACCAUAUUGUGGUAUGCUUUCCAAGUCUGAUAUUAAGGAGUCAAGAAGACAUCUCUUUACACCUGCUGAUAAGAGAAUCCCUCGAAUUCGGAUAGAAACCAGACAGGCUUCCACGUUAGAAGGACGGAGAAUUAUUGUUGCUAUUGAUGGUUGGCCCAGAAAUUCCAGAUACCCAAAUGGACACUUUGUAAAAAAUUUAGGUGAUGCUGGAGAUAAAGAGACGGAAACAGAAGUUCUGCUACUUGAACAUGACGUUCCCCAUCAGCCUUUCUCUCAGGCUGUUCUCAGCUUUCUGCCAAAGAUGCCCUGGGCCAUUACUGAGAAGGACAUGAAGUACCGAGAAGACCUGAGGCAUCUGUGUGUUUGCAGUGUGGACCCACCAGGGUGUACUGAUAUAGAUGAUGCCCUACAUUGUAGACAGCUUGAAAAUGGAAAUUUGGAGGUUGGUGUUCACAUUGCUGAUGUCAGCCAUUUCAUUAGACCAGGAAAUGCUUUGGAUCAGGAGUCAGCCAGAAGAGGCACAACUGUGUAUCUUUGUGAAAAGAGGAUUGACAUGGUUCCAGAGUUGCUUAGCUCUAACUUGUGUUCCUUAAGAUGUAAUGUGGACAGGCUGGCGUUUUCGUGUAUUUGGGAAAUGAAUCAUAACGCUGAAAUCUUGAAAACAAGAUUUACCAAAAGUGCCAUUAAUUCAAAGGCUUCUCUUACAUAUGCUGAAGCUCAGAUGAGAAUUGAUUCAACAACCAUGAAUGAUGAUAUCACCACUAGUCUCCGUGGACUAAAUAAACUAGCUAAAAUUCUGAAAAAACGAAGAAUUGAGAAAGGGGCUUUAACUCUUUCUUCCCCAGAAGUUCGAUUUCACAUGGACAGUGAAACUCAUGACCCUAUAGAUAUGCAGACCAAGGAACUUAGAGAAACAAAUUCCAUGGUGGAAGAAUUUAUGUUACUUGCCAAUAUCUCUGUUGCAAAAAAAAUUCAUGAAGAAUUUUCUGAACAUGCUUUGCUUCGAAAACACCCAGCUCCUCCUCCAUCAAAUUAUGAGAUUCUUGUUAAGGCAGCUAAGUCCAAGAAUUUGGAAAUUAAGACUGACACAGCCAAGUCUUUGGCUGACUCUUUGGACAAGGCCGAAUCUCCCACUUUCCCAUAUCUAAACACGCUGUUAAGAAUAUUAGCCACUCGCUGUAUGAUGCAAGCUGUUUACUUCUGCUCUGGAAUGGAUAACGAUUUCCAUCACUAUGGCUUAGCCUCCCCGAUAUACACACAUUUUACUUCACCCAUAAGAAGAUAUGCAGACGUCAUUGUUCAUCGGUUGUUGGCUGUGGCUAUCGGGGCUGACUCUACUUACCCAGAGUUGACAGACAAGCACAAGCUUGCAGAUUUAUGUAAAAAUCUCAAUUUCCGGCAUAAAAUGGCUCAAUAUGCCCAGCGUGCAUCAGUGGCAUUUCAUACCCAGUUGUUUUUCAAAAGCAAAGGAAUAGUGAGUGAAGAAGCCUAUAUUUUAUUUGUAAGAAAAAAUGCUAUUGUGGUAUUAAUUCCAAAGUAUGGGUUAGAAGGUACAGUCUUUUUUGAAGAAAAGGACAGACCAAAACCACGGCUUGUUUAUGAUGAUGAGAUACCUUCACUUAAAAUAGAAGAUACAGUGUUCCAUAUAUUUGAUAAAGUUAAAGUGAGAAUCAUGUUAGACUCAUCUAAUCUUCAGCAUCAGAAAAUCCGAAUGUCCCUAGUGGAGCCACAGAUACCAGGAAUAAGCACUGAUAUUUCAGACAUGGACAUUAAUGAACCAGAAAGAAAGAAGAAGAAGCUUCAAAAAUAGCUGCACACAACAAAAAAACUUCAAAGAUUAGUCUCCUUAAAAAAAAAAAAGCUUGAUAGAACACUUCAGCCUAAGAAGUGUGUGAUAUUUUUUGUUACUUUUAAGUAUAUUUUAAUAAUUUUAGAAUUUGCAUUUUUAUAGCACUGUUUACUGUGCCUGUCUCAUCAUGCUACUUGAUUUCUGGUUUGAACAGAACUAUUAAUGCAUAAAAAUUAAAUUGAAUAUCCAUCACUUAGUGACAGGAUAGCAGCUUCAGGGAUCUAGUAAAGAUCAUGUAAACGGAGCAUUCAUUUGCUCACUGGAGAGCAGAUUAAUUUUGUAUAAGUAAUUUGAUUAUUUAAUAUUAGUAGAAAAGACUCAUUUUUUGUGACUCAUGCAAUUAAGGAGAAAAUAGAAUAUCCUUAGAAGCAAAAAACCGUUUCUUUAUAAACCUGUCAGUAUGGCAGUUUUUAGAUUUCAAGAUAGUGAAGUCAAGCUCUGUUACAGAAUUCCGUAAUCUCCUUUGCCAUCUUCAAUUUACCUAAUUUAUGUCAAGUCUUCCCUCACUGUGUUAACAAGCCUCCUGUAUUGUGAACAGCUGGAAUAAAGCGUGAUCAUUGCCCUUGACCUUCAGUUAUAAUGUCUCCCCCAAAAUGAGGCAUUAGGGCUCAGAGAAAGAGUGGCGAUGGCAUUUUAUAUGUCUGAAUCAUGUUACUUAUAAAAUACAAAGCAGGUAAGUAAUGGCUUUUUAUCAGGUUAGGUAGGAAAGGGGUCAUUGUGUAAGGACAUUUUAGAAGGAAACAUUAAAAUUGAAGUAUUAUAAUUUGAUGUCUCAGAGUGACUACUUCCCUUGAAGUAGAGAACUAUAAUGAUUAAGUUGGUGUAUUCAAUAAUAUUUUGGGAUAGAAAAAAACCUUAAUAAACAUUUUACUCAGUUCAUUGAAUUUCUCAGGUACCUUCUGUAUAUCACGUUUAUCACUAUCUGCAGGGGACACAGUCAGGUAACAUCAUCGCUGCCUUCAAGGAGCUUACAGUUCAUAAGAAGAGACUGGCAAAUAAAUCAGCAGAUAAUGAAGAUUUCAGCCUAGGAAACCUAUGGGGCAGUUCUGCUGUCAGAGAGGGUUGCUGUGAGUUGGAAUUAAUUUGAGGGCGCAGAAACAAUACUAAAUGUUUACAGAUCAUUUAGGAACUCAGUAAUUGUUGAGUGAUUGUUCUCGUUUCCUAUCACGGAAGAAAACAUCCAUGAAUUGAGGCAGAACUUGUUUCAGUUGAAGGAAGAGAGCCUUGAGUAAUCUAGUAGGUGUAAGUAAAAUCGAUAGGUGAUAACAUGCUAGAGCAGAAGUCAGCAAACUUUCUCUGCAAAGGGCCAGAUAAUAAGCAUUUUAGUCUCUCCUGGCCAUAAGGUCUCUGUUGUAACCAUAGUACUCUGCUUGCUGUUGCAGUCCAAAAGCAGCCAUAAACAAUAUAUAAACAAAUGCACAUGGCUGUGUAUGGACAUGGAAGUUGCAAUUUAAUGUAAAUUUCAUGUGUCACAAAAGUAAUUUAAUAUUUUCCCCCCAACCAUUUAAAAAUUCUUGGUCUGUGGGUUGGCCAUAGUUUGCCUGUACUAGGAAAAAGGGGAGCUUCUUGGUUAAAGAAGUUACCUUUCCAAGUUUUCUUGUGCCUUGUUUAUGAGAAAGAAGGCCUAAUUCAUGCAUUAGUCCCUAUUCAGUAGUUCAAGAUCUGAAACCCUGUUAUUCACCCCUCGUAGUCCUCUUCCUCAGUAAACUAAAAUGAAUCACUUUUAAUGCUAAGCAGCUUACAUGGAGUAUUUCUCUUGAAGAUUGUCUUAGUUAUCUAGGGGCUGCUAUCACAGAAAAACCGAAAGUGGGUGGCUUUAACAAACAGAUGUAUUUUCUCUCAGUUUGGGAGGCUAGAAGUCCAAAUUCAGAGUGCUGGCUGGGUGGGAGCAGGGGAGAUUUCUCUGUCGGCUCUGGGGGAAGGUCCUUGUCUUCAGCUUCCGUUGAAAAAAAAAACUGUUGCUGUUGAGCUGAUUCCAACUCAUAGCAACCUUAUAGGACAGAGAACUGACCCAGAGAUUCCAAGGAGUGCCUUAUGGAUUCAAACUGCCGACCUUUUGGUUAGCAGCCAUAGCACUUAACCACUACGCCACUAGGGUUUCCAGUCCCUUGAAAAUCUCCAUGUGUCUUUGCAUUUAUUUUACCGUCUCUUGCUAGCUUGUGAUUUUUCAUUGUAUCUCAAGAGAUUUAAAAACACAUCCUACACUAAUCCUGUAUCAUUAACAGUCCAUUCCCAAAUGGGAUUAAAACCACAGGCAUAGAGGUCAGGAUUUAUAACACAUUUUGGGAGGACAUCAUAAGAAAGAUCAAAAAGCCCUCUUACAUAAUAUCAUUAUUCCCAUUUUAACAUGAGAAAAUUGAGGUUUAUGUCCCCAGAUCAAGAAAUAACUGGCAGAGGAAGGACUGGAAACCUGGUUGUAAUCACUAGUCUUUUUUUUCCCUUGGGGUAUAAUCUUUAUAUAGAGAGAAAGAGAAUACACACAACAGAACAUUCACCAACAGUUUCCACAUGUCUAAUUUAGUAAUGUGACAUUGAUCACACUCUUUGAGCUAUGCAACCAUUCUCACCCUUUUUCCUAGUUCUUCCCCCAUUAAUAACCACUGCCCCCUAAAUUUCCUGCUUAAUCCUUCGAGUUGUUAAUUUGAUCCCAUAUAGAUCUUAGAAGAGCACAAUGCUCAAGGCAGACAUUCUUUACUAGUUAAACCGUUGUUUGAAGACUUCAGGGGAUAUUUUUGGUGUAAGGUUUAAAGAUUGUCUUAGGGCAACAGUUUCAGGGGUUCAUCCAACCUUUCACGGCUUCAGUAAGUCUGAAGUCCAUGAAAAUUUGUAAUUCUGUUGCACGUCUUCCCCCUUUUGAUCAGGAUUCGUCUAUGGAUCAAAAUGUUCAGUAAUGGUAGCCAGGCACCGUCCAGAGGCAGUUGUUCAUGGAACCACCUAGCCACACAUAUUCCAUUUCUUCCUCCUAUUCCUGACUGUUCUUCCUCUGCUGCACCAGCAGGACAGAGACCAAUUGUUGUGCCUUGGAUGUGUAGUCUUUAUUUCUUGACAUGUGCUCUAAGAAUUGUAGGCAGGGUGACUCCUACCAUUAGGACCCAAAACUCCUCUUAGGUUCAGCAAUUGUUCUUAGUUUAUAUCAAGUCUAAAGCCUCUGUGAUUAAAUACUAAACUUCUUAAAGCAGUAACUUUGCCAGUGGACCUAAUGGCUAAUGGCUUUAAAGAUUACUGUGUUGGAGGAGAGGAUGAGCCAGGGACAUAAAAUGAAACAUUUUUUUGCAGAUCAGCAAUAAGCUAAAAAGAGUACAAAAAGGAGGAAAAUGACACAAUGAUAACAUGUCUUUAUUUCCUAGGGCUUCAUAUGAAUUAUUUCCUUUUGAAUGAGACAAUUGUAAAAAAAAAAAAAAAAAAAAUUAGUGAACACAAAUAUACAUUCUCCAAAAGAAAAGAAAUCCCAAAAAUGUCAUAGUAUACUUACUCUACUCCCAAUAUGGAAGUAAGUUUUUAAAAAAAUAUUUCUGCCUGACUAGUUACUUCAUAGGUCUAAGCCCUACAGGGACCCCACCACCAUCCCAGUCCCUAGUGUUUAUCAGUUCUGUCUCCCAUGUUCUUCUCCCUAGCCAACCAUGAUCAGUAGCUGGAGCUAGAAAGGACAUCCCUACCUUGGUAAUGGAUAUAUAUUUACUCUGGGCAUCCCACUUUUAUCCCACUGAUGUAACAAAGCAUGAUAGUAUGAUGCUGUUAGCACUACCUUUAUGUUACAUUCUUUUUUAAAAGUAGCAGCUACAGCAGUUAGCACCAAACUAAAAAUUUCCCCACAGAAGUGAACAAAUAAUUCAACAAUCAAAAUUUUAGGAAACCCGUUUAAGUCCUUUCUGCCUCUUUAAGUUUCAGUUUUAUCUGUAAAUUAGAUUUAUUCCUUUCAUAUAGGUUAUAUAUUUAAAUUCAUUUGUAUGUUCACAAGUUUUUAAUGCAAAUUAAAACCUUUUUAAUAGUGCCUUUAAUUUUAAUGUAUUUCUCCACAUUCUCAGAACUAUUGCUAAUUCAGUGCUGUCAAUAAGGCUUAAUAAGAAGUUCAUUGGUCCUACAGGAUAGGAGCAAAGUCAGCAGCUGCCACAAUUUAAAAAGCUGAAAUGUAUUUUUUAUUGUUAAACAAGGUUAUUACAAAAAUACUUAUUAAUAAAAAAUAAACUUCAGCAACUUGUUGAAGUUCCAGCUUUUCUGAUGUCCUGUAUCACUAAAUUAAGCCCUUGAUUUUUCACAUUGCAGAGGGAAGGAAAAAAGUGUUUAGCGUGUUGGUUGAAACAGUUUUCCCCCAUUACGAUUUCAUUGUUGAUCCUGUGCAUAAAAACCAUGCUCGGAGCUAUUCGGCCAGUCUUUGGUUCUGAGGGAGGUAUUCUAUGGACUGCUGCAUUGAGAAGGAUUUGCAGUUUUCCUCCAGCACCUCUGUGUUGUAUGGUCUUGCUGUGGAAGAAAAAGGAAAUACCUUCUUUUCAGUUCAAAUAGGGCCAUUCAAGGAUGCAGCUAGUACAUAAAACCAUUUUUACAACCUGAGUGCAGAUUGCCUUAGCUGAACUCUGAGGAAUAGUAAAGGUAUGGUUUUUCACAAAUCAGUAUCCCGUCUCAAAAAAAUGCUUACCUGGCUGUGUAGCUAGACCAUGAGGUGGCUCUUCUUGGUGGGCUGCUCAUUGAUGACCAUGUACCAUGAUUAUUUAUGCAGACCAGGGACUGACAAAUGACAGUCCCUGGCCAAUUCUUGCCUGCCUAUUGCUUCUGUACAGUCCACAAGCUAAGAAGAGGAUUUUGUGAUGUGAAAAUUAUAUAAAAUAUAAAUCUCGAAAUCCAUAAAUAAAAUUUUGCUGGAACAUGAAAAAAAAAGUCCUUACCUGUAUCUUAAUGCCUACUAAAUGUUUAAAUGGACUACAACUAAAGUCCUACCUCAUCAGACAGGAUAAACUAUCAAAAUCAACAGAAAGAAAGACAAAACGGAAGGGAACAUAAAAGGUGGUCUCCCCAUAUUUAAUCUUAAUAUCUGUUUGGAGACAUGUUCAGUUGCACAUUUCCUGAUGUUUAUAGUGUUUAUUAAGACAUGGGCUUAUAAAAUCAAAGAUUCUACUGACUAGUGCCUAAACUCACUAAACUCUCUUCAAGUAUGACUGUAUAGUUAUACUCAUCCGACCAGGAAGAAGGUUCUGUGAGUAUUCUAAUCAAGACUGUAAUACCUUUGUAUUGUACUAAAAAAAACUAUGUUAAAAAAAAAAAAAAGUUGCCAUCAAGUCAGUUCUGACUCAUGGUGACCCCA
Messenger RNA from Loxodonta africana (African savanna elephant), 8330 nucleotides. It is a transcript of the gene DIS3, whose product is annotated as DIS3 homolog, exosome endoribonuclease and 3'-5' exoribonuclease. NCBI's taxonomy places the organism in Eukaryota, Metazoa, Chordata, Mammalia, Proboscidea, Elephantidae. Gene Ontology annotation, molecular function: 3'-5'-RNA exonuclease activity; RNA binding; endonuclease activity. The transcript has 21 exons. Gene Ontology annotation, cellular component: nuclear exosome (RNase complex); cytoplasmic exosome (RNase complex). The coding region runs from base 125 to 2995 and encodes 956 amino acids. Gene Ontology annotation, biological process: rRNA catabolic process. The record is from RefSeq and is a predicted model, not a curated record.